This is a messenger RNA of Eriocheir sinensis (Chinese mitten crab), 603 nucleotides long. RefSeq lists its product as uncharacterized. The coding region runs from base 187 to 555 and encodes 122 amino acids. NCBI's taxonomy places the organism in Eukaryota, Metazoa, Arthropoda, Malacostraca, Decapoda, Varunidae. The transcript has 4 exons. The record is from RefSeq and is a predicted model, not a curated record.
CACUUGUUUGUUUGGGAUUGUCUGACGGGUGUGUUAUUCACUUUGCGAGUGACCUAACUGUUGGGUAGGGUAAAUUUACUGAUUCCCAACAACUACUACUACUGCUAUAACUUCUACUACUACUACUACUACAACUACUACAGCCGCUCCCACAGGCACAUAGACGCUGUGGACCCGUCGGAGGGCAUGAUGAAGCAGCGGGAGACUGGCAUCUAUACCAACGACUUCCUGGAGUUUAUCGGCAGCGGACACUCCACCGUGCCCAAAGACACAUACGACCUGGUGGUCAUCUCGGGCGCUAUGGGCGAAGGUCACAUCCCACUCAGUGGCCUCGACGACCUGGUGCGCGUCGCAAAGAACGGAGGCUUCGUGAUCAUCGUGAUGCGCCUUGAGUACCUACAGACCGCGCCUUCAUACAAGGACAAGCUGGAACAUUACAUGGACCUCCUGGAGGCGGACGGGAAGUGGAAGAAGGUGGAGCGGCGCAUCGUCCCAAACUAUUUCUGUGACAAGGAGGGUCUCGUCUUCGUCUUCCGCAUCACUAAGCCUGAGUGAGGAGGAAGAGGAGGGAAGGGAAAGGAGAGAGUUGAAGAGGAGGAGUUA